This is a messenger RNA of Selaginella moellendorffii, 4793 nucleotides long. Its product is annotated as protein hairless. Bases 439 to 4680 code for a protein of 1413 amino acids. The record is from RefSeq and is a predicted model, not a curated record. Gene Ontology annotation, molecular function: chromatin binding. Gene Ontology annotation, cellular component: nucleus. NCBI's taxonomy places the organism in Eukaryota, Viridiplantae, Streptophyta, Lycopodiopsida, Selaginellales, Selaginellaceae. The transcript has 3 exons.
AGGAUGGGUGAAAUCCAACGGCGGAGCCGCGCCGGGAUGGCAAGGGCUUUUAGUUCUGUGAUGAUGAGAGUAAUAGUGUGUGGCUAUGGCGGUAUGGCGUCGUGAGAAAAAUCGCCGCUCAUCGACUGGCGCGAGCAAGAUCUGGUCACUCUAAGGCUCCCAAUCGCUACGGCGAGGGCGAAUCGAUCGGAUUUCGGGGAGAAAUCGUGGUUCCUGUCCAGGGUUUUGUCGCAGCUCCGCAUUUUUGACAUAGCGGUCGCGGCUGCGUGUUUUCCUUCACGAAUCCCUUCUAAAGUAGAUCGAUUUUCCCGAGUCUUGUACAGAUCUAGGCGAAAUCUCUCUGAAUCUCGCUAGUUUUUAGUCGCGUGCUUGAUCGUUGUGCUAUGCCAAUCCUCCGGAUCUGGUUUCUUGGAAUUUGCGGUGGUAGUAGGCAAUGAUAUGCAUGGGCAACAUGUUGCAAAUGGGCAGCCAGCCGAUAGCAAGGAAAAAUUCUCUCCUCUGCCAGGAAAGAUUUCUUCCUCGCCUCGAAGUGCUGCUAUCGAUUCCCCCAGCUACAAAUCUUCUUCCUACUGUACGAAGGACGGGCGAAAGAUCGAAGUUGGCGAGUGCGCUCUCUUCCAGGCCGGGAACGCGCCCCCUUUCAUUGGGAUCCUUCGCAAAGUGACGAUAGACAAGGAUACGACUGUAAGGCUUAAAGUGAAUUGGCUCUACCGUCCAGCGGACAUCAAGCUAGCUAGAGGAGUUCCCAUCGACGCGGCGCCCAACGAGAUCUUCUACUCGUUCCACAAGGAUGAUACACCGGCGGCAUCGCUGCUUCAUCCGUGCCGAGUUGCUUUCCUGCGCAAGGGUGUGGAGCUGCCCUCUGGAGUUUCGUCGUUCGUUUGCCGCCGAGUUUAUGAUACCUCACACAAGCGCUUAUGGUGGCUAACGGAUCGAGACUACACAGAUGAGCAUCAGGAAGAAGUAGAUCAGUUACUUAAUAGGACCAAAUUGGAGAUGCAAGCUGCUAUACAACAGCCGGGUGCUCGAUCGCCAAGAGCACUGGCUCUCUCUCACUCGGAGCAUCCGCAAACUCCAGUCGGCGGCUCCAAAGGCAAAAAGAGGGAGAGGAGUGAUUCCGGUCACGAGCCCAGUAGCAACACCGCCAACACCAACGCCGCUGCCGCUGCCACCCCCAAGCGUGCCAAGGCCGACGACUCCGAGUCGAGCUUCGUCAAGAGCUCGACAAAGCCGGAGGAGAUCGCUUCCAUUAUUGACAAGGAUGGUGGGCUCUGCAGCGUGGCAGGAGUGGAGAAACUUGUGAGCUUGAUGCAGCAAGAUCGAAAUGACGGCACCCGGAAGCCGAUGGAAGUGGCUUCGCGACGAAUCAUGCUAGCUGGUGUCGUGGCUUCCACUGAUAAGCAGGAGUGCCGCGACCGUCUCGUCCAGCUCGGUGGCCUGGCCGUGCUCGACGACUGGCUCCAGGAGGCUCACAAAGGCAAGAGUGGGAGCGACUGCGGACACCCGGCGGAGCUGGACAAGGUGCUCGACGAGUUGCUCCUGACUUUGCUGCGAGCGCUUCAGAAGUUGCCCGUGGAUCUCGACGCUCUCAAGUCGUGUCACGUCGGGAAGUCUGUGAACAAUCUCAAGAGCCACCGGAUGGUGGAGAUCCAGAAGAAGGCACGAAAGUUGGUGGAGACGUGGAAGAAGCGGGUCGGGGCGGAGGUGAAGCAAUCCGGGGAGAAGAUGGGGAGCAAGCAGGCCCCGGCGAAUGAUCCACUCCAGCCGGUCGCGAAGGAUGCCAAGAGCUCGACAAAGUUUGCCUCGUCGAACGGGCCCAACACGGAGGCGCCGGCCAAAUCAGUUGGCUCCGCAACUUCAAAGUCUGGUACAACUGCAAGCUCCAAGGAGAAUUCGCCUAACAACAGCGGUUCUAACGAGAUCCAGGGUCUAUCCUUGAAGGAGGAGAAGAGCUGUGCUAGCCAUGCGCAGAACUACGGUCCUGCGUGGUCGAGCGCUCCAGUGACAUCGGCUUGCAAGGAGGAAGUGAAAGCGAAGUUGACCCGCUCGUCCAAAGUUGAUACUUCCGCGGCUGCCGCUCAAAAGGAAAAUGGUUCGGGGAAGUCUGUGAUGUGGAGCAGGACCAACGCGAACUCAGCCGAGAGGCCUGCUGGAUCGGAGAAGUCCCCUGGCGACACUGAUACGCCCCCGCGUUUGAUACUGAGGUUUUCAAAUCCUGGCAGAAGUCCAGCUCGAGCAAAUGGUGACUCUCAGGUAAUCGCCAAGGUAUCUUCACCCAAGGUGCUGGACAGGAGUAGCUCUUCCGGUUUAGGAGAGGGUGGCGGCGGUCAUGGGAAGGCCAGCAAACACCACGAGAUCAGCUCGGACAAGCGGCACAGAAGCGAAUCAAAAGGUGGAGGAGGGGGUGGUGACAAGUCUGCGGCUGAGAAAACCGAGCGAACCGAGGCCAGGAAAGCUUCUUCGGAGAAAGCAGCUCGAGAGAACAACGCAUCUAAUGUGGUCGACGGAGGUAUGAGCUUGCUGGCUACUGUGGCCGCCGAUGAGAUGCUAAAGUGUGAUGGAAGCUGCGUCACAGUGUCGACAGCACGGAGCGUAGUCACCGAGGAGAUCAACGUGGAGCACGACAACUUAGGAGCAACGACGUCGGCUGCGUGUCCUGCCGAGAAGCCGGAGCAGCAACAGAAACCCAGCGCUCCGGAGAACGGUGACGUCAAGGAUGGCGGAGCUCAAGAGCCAGUGAAAACGGACAACUUGAGGCGGCAGAGCUCACGGACAUCGGAUGAUGUUUCGGCGGACGAAGCGAGACGUGGCGCUGAGAGGAAUGCUGUGGAAGUGAAGCCCGCGGCCGAGAAGCCCCUGGAUACUGCAAAGUCGGACGCUGCUGCUAAGGCUGGAGAGAGCCCGAGUUCCGAGGAGGAUCCUCUCGAGGUGGCGAGGAUGGUGGCGAAAGAGAUCGAGGAGGGCUAUGGCGGUGCAAAGCCACGCGCCGGUGCUGAUACCGACGCGGUGGAAGAGAGCCAGCAACAGCGAGCUUCGGAAGAACAGGCAGCCUCACAGCCUGGAGCUGAAGUUUCUACUGCUGAGCCGAUGAUCACCUCGGAUGAGAACCAGCAAGAACUCCAACCAGCAGCAGCACAGGAUACUCCAAUGGAGGAAGCUCUAGGCGAAGAUGAUAACGGAGGAGGCGAAAGUGGUGGUGGGGGUGCUAGGCCUUUGUUCGACUUAAACGAAGGCUUCCCGGCGGAGGAUUCUCCACCACCAGCAAUAGCCUCAGGACAGAUGUUUACUCCACUUCCGACCAAUCCUCUUCCGGCGCCACCACCUUUCAGCUCUCUAUCGGCACCUAUAGCAGUGAUGGCUUCCACGAGGACUUUCAUUCCUCCCAGCUCUUUGAAGGCCAGUAAGGACGCGGCCGGAUGGAAAGGCUCGGCAGCAACGAGCGCGUUCCGUCCAGCGGAAAAGAAAGGAAAAGCUUUCCUCGACAUCGAUCUCAACGUAGCCGAAGGCGAUGACUCGGGUUUCGGGAUGGUGGCGGAGAUGGAUGCAGCUCCCGCUGCUGCCCGGAGCUUCCUCUCCGGCUUUCCCAACACUUCCUCCGCCGGUGGAGCCGAGAAGAAGGUGGCGGCGGCAGCGGCCUUGGAUCUCAACCAGGAGAGCGAAGAAGGCGGCUCUUUACGCCUGAGGCCCCCGGGAGGAGCAAGCUCAAGCACAUCAACGCUGAGAAACUUCGACUUAAACGACGGUCCGGCCUUUGAAGAUCAUCCCGCCGCUGCUGGCGUUGGUGCCGGCGGCGAGGAAAUGUUCUUCAGGAACCUCACCACCAAGCCGAAAGCUAGCAGCAGCAGCAACCCGGUGAUGAAUGCCAACGGUGGAGGCGGUGAGCUUCUCAACGUCUCGUGGUUCUCCUCAGUUCCGGGAGCUGGGAUUCCAGGCUAUCCAGGAGUUUCCAGUGGCGGUGGCGCCACCACCACCGGAAGAACCGAUCAGCAAAGCGCUUCUUACUCCACCCAGCAGCAGCAGCAGCAGCAGCAUCCUUUCGUGAAUGGAGGCUCCUUCUCGACGGACUUGUAUCGAGCAGCAGCGGCGGCAGCGGCAGCAGCAGCCGGAGGUGGUGGCGGUGGUGCCGGCGUUCCAUCAUCCUCGGCUCUCGGAAGCUACCAGCAAAAUCCUCAAGCGGCAGCGGCAGCGGCGGCAGCAGCGGCGCUCUACUCGUAUCCAGGCUUCUCUUUCAACUCGAGCUUCCCAUUCUCCGCGGCGGCGGCGACGUUCGUGGCUCCGUCACCUUACGUCGCGUCCUCGUCCAUCCCAGCUCCAUCGCUCUCGACGAUCACCUCAAACUCGGGAGCUUUUGGACGGCCGCCACCUUACUUCAUGCCGGGAGAUCACGCCGGAGGAGGAGCAGUGGACGCCUCGUCUGGCUCGGCUGGAGCUUGGGGAAGGAGGAGCUUGGAUCUAAACACUGGGCCGGAUCCAGCAGUAGCGGCGGCGGCGGCGGCAGCAGCAGCGGCGGCGGCGGCGGCGGCGAACUUGAGCGAUCAUCAUCCGGAUCAAGCUCGGCAAAACUACGGGAUUUCAUCGCUGGACGAGCAAAUGCGAAUGUUUCAUCAGGCCUCGGCGAUCAAGAGGAAGGAGCCAGAGACUGGGUGGGAUGUUUACAGAGGUUACACGAAGUGGCGCUAGCGCUACGAUAACGAAGAACACACACACACACACACACACUCUUCUCUCUCCUGUGUAAACAAAAUCUUUUUCUCUUUCUCUUCGCUACUUUAUAGUGUAAGAUACUUUUUAAA